UCUGUGAGCUCGAGGCAGCAACUCACAAAAAGACUGGCGGUCACCUAAUUUCACGUUAAUCGCACGUGAAGUGAAUCAUACAACACGUAUAUGCUGGAGUAGGUCCAACCAUAGGAAAGAAUGGGGUCUCUGAUGUGAGGACAGUCAGGCUGUGAGGCCUGUCACCCCACUGGUCACCAGGGUUGAUUCGGCUGAUGUGGUUGGCUCAGAGACAGGACCCCCAACCCGCCCAGCCCGCUCCGCCUUGCGCUCUGGACCCGCGGCCGACCCCAGACCCGCUGCCCGCUUCGCGCCCGAGGCCUGCGCCCCGACGGACGCCCGUGCCCAGCUUGCCAUACCCACGCCCGGUGCCCCGACCGCGGAGGGCUCCCCGAGCGCCGCCCGCCAUGGCCCGGAUCCCGACGGCCGCCCUGGGUUGCAUCAGCCUCCUCUGCCUGCAGCUCCCUGGCGUGCUGUCCCGCAGCCUGGGCGGGGACCCGCGUCCCGUCAAACCCAGGGAGCCCCCAGCCCGGACCCCUUCCAGCAACCUGCAGCCCAGGUACCCCGCACCCCGACCUGUGGUUUGGAAGCUUCACCAGGCCCUCCAGCCACAGAGGGGUGCUGGCCUGGCUCCUGCUAUGGGUCAGCCUCUCCGGGAUGGUGGCCGCCAACACUCGGGCCCCCGAAGACACUCGGGCUCCCGCAGGACCCAAGCCCAGCUCCUGCGAGUGGGCUGUGUGCUGGGCACCUGUCAGGUGCAGAAUCUCAGCCACCGCCUGUGGCAACUCAUGGGCCCGGCCGGCCGGCAGGACUCAGCUCCUGUGGACCCCAGCAGCCCCCACAGCUAUGGCUGAAGUGGGACUGGGCCACACCCCUGCCCAUCCCAGCCAGGGUGCUGUGCCCCCGUCCAGAGCUGCAGCUGAGCCCCCUCCGCAGCCCAGUCCCGCGGAGCUGCAGACAGCAGGUCCUGCGGCAACAAUGCCUGCACGGCGUCGCACACGUAAACC
Cercocebus atys (sooty mangabey) is the source of this 986-nucleotide messenger RNA. It is a transcript of the gene ADM2, whose product is annotated as adrenomedullin 2. NCBI's taxonomy places the organism in Eukaryota, Metazoa, Chordata, Mammalia, Primates, Cercopithecidae. The record is from RefSeq and is a predicted model, not a curated record. Bases 195 to 833 code for a protein of 212 amino acids. Gene Ontology annotation, biological process: positive regulation of heart rate; adenylate cyclase-activating G protein-coupled receptor signaling pathway; regulation of systemic arterial blood pressure. The transcript has 4 exons.